AUGCUCCUGGAAGACUUACGCUUUGCUGUCAUAGUGCUGCUGCUCUGUGUCCAGUCUUUGCAUGGCUCCAUCCUCUCUGCCGCAUCAUCCUAUGAAUUCACUGCCUACAGGAUGCAACAAUACAACCUGGCAAAACACAAUCAUGGUUGCCGUGGCGCCAUCGUGGUGGCAGAGGCCCGGUCCGCUGACGAGCCGGUGCUGACCCGCCGUUGUGUCAUCAUGAGGGUCGCGGACUUCACCACUAAAACAUACACUGAGGCUCAAAGACAAAAGGCUGCUGCUAUUCUGAUUCUUCUGCCCAAAAAUAUGUCAACUAUUUCAUCCGAAGCAAUACAGUCCUUCAUGACGAGCGAGAAUCAAGCCUUGUUGAAGGAGACUCUAAUGCCAGUUUAUGUGGCCCCUGAGGAUGAACAGCUGCUGUACAUGUAUGAAGAGGUGAAGAAGGCUGCAUCCACACGGACUUCAUCUAUAUUCAUUAGAGUCUUUCGAAGUAUGGUAACAGCAACAGCCUUUCAAAUCUUGGUCAGCAACAAUGUCGCCAUCAAGGCCCUUACAGACACCACACUGAUCACACUAGAAGGGGUGCUUCCUGGAGCCGGUGAGGACAUACCCACUAUUGUGAUCACUGCCCACUAUGAUUCAUACGGACUGGCACCGUGGUUGUCCUAUGGAGCUGACUCUAAUGGAAGCGGCGUCACCAUCUUGCUGGAAUUGGCACGUCUUUUCCAGCUGCUUUAUAGUAACCCGAGCACGAGGCCACGGUAUCAUUUAAUGUUUUCUCUCACCGGAGGAGGAAAACACAAUUUCCUAGGUACAAAGAAAUGGAUUGAAGAAAAUCUGGACCAUGCUGAAUCAAGCCUUCUUCAUGAUAAUGUGGCGUUUGUGUUGUGUUUGGAUACACUGGCCAACGGUAAUGAGUUGCACAUGCACGUGUCCCGCCCACCUAAAUCAGAUACUCCCAUGUACGCAUUCAUUCAAGAUUUGGAUGAGGUGGUUUCCUCCAGAUUCCCAUGUAUGAAGACAGAACUGGUCCAUAAAAAGAUCAACCUUGUGGAAUCCACAGUCGCCUGGGAGCACGAGCGCUACAGCCUGCGCAGGAUACCAGCAUUCACGCUGUCUCACCUGGAAGACCCCAAAUCCGAGCUACGGGGCUCCUUGCUUGACACUGUCAGCCAAAUAGACUUCCAGAAAAUGAAGCGGAAUGGUAUCAUCAUCGCAGAAGCGCUGGCACGAUACAUGUACCAUUUAUCAGACAAGGGUUCACCAAAAGAUGUUCAGCUCUUCAAAGGCCGGUUGGACUUCCAUGACAGUCGAAUAUCCAGCCUCAUGUCCUUCCUGACUUCAGUCCCUCGUGCCACGCAGCUGAUGGAUAAAGAGCCCGCUCACAUCCUGCUCGUCAACUCACUGGAGCAUGAAUUCAAACAGUAUUUACAGCAAGUCCACAAGCACACUUUUAGACAAGACAAAAGGGAUCCUGAUAUUACAUUUUUUGAUCAAAUGAGGCAGCCACUGGUGAUGUACAGGGUGAAACCUGCUGCUUUUGAUCUCUUCCUGGGUGGCUGCAUCACAGCAUAUUUGGGCAUAGUGUACUAUGCGGUUGAGAACUUUGACCAUGCCUACACAAAACUAAAGGCAGCAGUAAAAUCCAAGCACCACUAAAGAAGACCCCAAAUAUUUCUGAACCUGUUUUGACUUAGUUUGCCAUGCGCUGUGAAAAAGGCAACACAACACAAGGAAAUCCAGGGGGAAAAAAACUUUCUUUUUUUACCUUGCACUUGUGCAAAAUGUUUCAAUCAACAUUAUGUACAAAAUAUUUUUAUCCUUUUAACAGUUACAUAAUUUGCUGAAUUACAUGAAUAGGCACUGUUCAAGCCUUAUUUCAAUAGAUUCAAAAUGUGUAACCCACAUAUACAAACUUGUGUACUGUAGAG
Molecule: messenger RNA, 1931 nt
Organism: Syngnathoides biaculeatus (alligator pipefish)
Lineage: Eukaryota; Metazoa; Chordata; Actinopteri; Syngnathiformes; Syngnathidae
Product: Nicalin-1-like
Exons: 15
Coding region: 1-1659 (552 amino acids)
Biological process (GO): regulation of signal transduction
Cellular component (GO): endoplasmic reticulum membrane
Source: RefSeq, a predicted model, not a curated record